This is a messenger RNA of Lathyrus oleraceus (garden pea), 1643 nucleotides long. Its product is annotated as E3 ubiquitin-protein ligase RHF2A. The record is from RefSeq and is a predicted model, not a curated record. Lineage: Eukaryota; Viridiplantae; Streptophyta; Magnoliopsida; Fabales; Fabaceae. The transcript is spliced from 9 exons. Gene Ontology annotation, molecular function: ubiquitin-protein transferase activity. Bases 170 to 1315 code for a protein of 381 amino acids.
GAAACUAAAAUAAAGGUAAAGAAAAAGAAAAGAAAAAAAGAAAAAGAAAAGAUUAACAACAACUACAACACCCACACACUCCAUCACCGCACCAAACAAAAGCCCCUUUUCCCUCUUUCGCACUCGCUAGGGUUUUCUCUAUUCGCAUCUCAAUUUUCCGAUAUUCUCCAUGGAUGAGGUUCCUGUGUUGGAAGAGAAUGAAACAAAGUCUGAGGCGCAUUUGACUUCUGCUGCUGCUUUUGUGGAAGGUGGAAUUCAGGAUGCUUGUGAUGAUUCUUGCAGUAUAUGCCUUGAAUCCUUCUCUGACAGUGAUCCUUCUACGGUGACGAGUUGCAAGCACGAGUUUCAUCUUCAAUGUAUUCUGGAAUGGUGUCAGAGGAGCUCCCAGUGUCCUAUGUGUUGGCAAUCUAUCAGUCUCAAGGAUCCCACGAGCCAGGAAUUGCUCGAGGGAGUUGAGAGGGAGAGGAACUUUAGGUUAAAUCCGUCUAGAAAUGCCACAAUAUUUCAUCAUCCAACACUGGGGGAUUUUGAGUUACAACAUUUGCCAGUUGGAGCAAAUGAUGCUGAUCUUGAAGAGCGUAUAAUCCAACACUUGGCUGCUGCAGCAGCAAUGGGGCGAGCACGCCAUAUUGCUAGAAGGGAAGGCCAGAGAAAUAGGUCAUCAGCUCAAGGUCGCCCACAGUAUUUGGUAUUUUCAGCUCAUCCCAAUUCACCUCCUAUGGCUCCUGCUUCUUCCUCUCCAUCUCAGAGAGGGGAUGGUGAACCAACUCAUGCGACUGGAGAAGACACACCACAGCUCACUUUGAUUCCUCCAGUUCAAACUGACCAGGUUUCUGCUUCAGGAUCUGGGUCUACUGCUCCUGCUACCGACAAUCAAGGAUUAUCAUAUAACAGGAGAUCUCCUAGUCAGUCUUCUCCAAGCAGCCAAGACAGAGCAGGACCAUCAGAACUCCAGUCAUUUUCAGAAUCUCUGAAAUCUAAACUUAAUGCUGUGUCAACAAGAUACAAAGAGUCCAUUUCGAAGAGCACAAGAGGGUGGAAGGAGAGGUGGUUCUCUCGAAACAGCCCUAUGUCUGACCUUGGAUCUGAAGUUAAGCGAGAAGUUAAUGCAGGGAUUGCAUCUGUGUCACACAUGAUGGAACGGUUGGAGACUAGAGAGAAUGAUAGAAGCAAUGGCAAUUCUGCUCCAAGUAAUUUAGAGGACGGUUCAAUUCAGGGAUCAAAUGAUCAGCAUUUAGCUGACAGUGAAAGGGACAGUCUUUUAAGAGACAAUGACAUAAAAACAUCUUGCACUGCAGGUUCUAGUUCAAAUUAAGCAUAUAGAAGGAAUUGCUUGAACUCAGAUCUGUUUUGUCUUAAAGGUAGGAAUAGAGUUGCCCAUUACUGGAUGUGAAGUUUUGUGGAUGUCGCGGAUUGAUAAUCCUUUGACCUGCAAAAGAUGACCGACAAUUGUCAUAUUGGAAAUAAAGAACUUAAAACAAAGAUAGUGGUGGUCUCAUUUGUUUGUUACUCGGGAACCUAAAUGUGAUUGUGUAUAUUCAGCUCACCUUGUAAACUUAUUUAUAAAUUAUAUAGAUAUUCCUGAGAUAAUCUUCACAUAAAACACUGUCUCUUGUACCUAUCUAUCAGUGUUUUUAAGCAUA